UUAACACAAAGUCCCUGUGCUUGUGCUUCUUGCUCAAAGCUGUUUGAAGAUGGGGAAAAGCAGUGCCCUAAAAAGAAAGCAAAGCAAAACCAAGGGCUUCUCCGUCGGCGACGAGGUCGAGGUCCAGAGCGAGGAUGAAGGCUUCCGAGGAGCUUGGUAUGAGGCCACCGUCGUCCGCCCUCUCCCCAGACACCGCCGCCAUUCCGUGGUCUACACCUCGCUGCUUGAAGAUGCUGUCUCUUGCCGUCCUCUUCAUGAGUACGUCCUUGAUUCCCACCUCCGCCCUCGCCACCCUCGCCGACCUGGACCACCGUUCCAGAUCCAUCAGGUCGUCGAUGCGUUCCAUCAGGAUGGGUGGUGGCCUGGGGUUGUUGCCGAUGUGCGUGGUGGCCGUUAUGCUGUCUACUUUCCGAGUACUCGGGAAGAAGAGGAAUUUGUUGAGUCGGAUGUUCGUGCUCAUCUUCGGUGGGUGAAGGGUCAGUGGAUCAGUGAUUCGGAGGACUCGCCAGGAAGGACUAAGGAAAAGUUUAGUCUCGGGGACCAAGUUGAAGUCACGCGUGACAAGGAGAUCUUUGGAGGUGCUUGGUACAGUGGAACUAUUGUGAAAGUAAUUGGAAAGACAUACUUCUUGAUAGAGUAUGCUAGCCUCCUCCAGGGUAGUGGUAGUGGUGGUCAUUGUGAGUUUCUUAGGGAGAUUGUUGAUGCUCAAUAUAUCAGGCCUUCCCCUCAUAAACCAGAAGCUGUGAAAUUUGAUCUUUUUGAUGAAGUGGAGGCUUUCUGGACAAAUUAUUGGUUACCUGGAGUGAUCAAGAAGGUCCUUUCUGAGUCAAUGUAUGUUGUCAAGCCAACAUACCAAAAAGAAGACUUGGAGCUUAAUGCUAUAGACUUGCGGCACCAUUACAAUUGGACGAAUGGGCAAUGGGUCCGUGCCACGCAGGGGGAAUAUAAGAAAACAAAAGUUGGAAGUGGAACCAAGUUAUCCAGUUAUAGAAAAUCAAAAGCACGUAAAAUGCCAGAUUGUCCUAGUCCAGCCUGCAACACCGCUGAAGGUGAAGUUACACUUGAUACAUGUUCAGACACUGGCAUAUUAAAGCAAGAAAACAACAGAAAACUAAGACUUGAUGAUCAGCUACAACCUUGCCGUGAUUCAAGGAAGAAAGAGCUGGCUAAAGACAACACAAAAUUGGUGGACUUGUUACCAAUAGAAAGGCGCUCUAAAAUCUCAGAAAAGAUUGGUAUGGCACUCGAUUCUCCUCGAGAGCUCGCAAUUAGUCCUUCCCUGACAAAUGAGCAUCCUCAUUCUGAAGGACUGUGCAGAGAGAGGAGAGGAGAAAGUUCAUCCGUGGUCUCAAAACUUCCACCAAACUUGUCAGAUGUGAUCCUUCAUGAGCAGGGCAUGUCUGUUUCAAAAGGCACAGUUAAAGCAUCUAGUAGGGAACCUGAAACUUAUAAUUCUAAGGAUGAUAUGUCAGAAAAUAAAACAAAGGCACUUAACUUAAUUCUUUCACCAUCUAUUCAAGAAAACAAUGAAUUUUUCUCUAGUGGUGAAUGGGAAAGCUAUUGUUGUGUUUCUGAUGUUGGGCUGAACCUGAAGAAGCGGCGAAAGAAGCUUGUUAUUCGAGCUCCAAAACGACAAAGGAAAAUUCCUGAUGUGGUGCAUACUGCCCCCCCUGGCUUUGUUGGCAAGAGAGGUCGACCUCGAAAGGAAGGUAUGCAAGUAAAACAAGUGGGAACAACAGCUGAUCAAGCUGUUGAAAUUGAUUGCAGGAAGGAAGAAGCUGGACUCUGUGAUCUAGAUCCCUCUGUUAACUUUUCAGAUGCUGCUCAACUGCAGUGCGACAAAAAUGGAUCAAAGCAAGAUGAAAGCUAUCUAUUGGAUCUCAAUAAUGCUAUUUCAGAAGAUUUGCAAGGUGAAAGUGUCACUAUUAUUCAUGAGAGCAAAGAACAAGAACGAGGAUUUGAUGUCUACAAUCAACCACAUGAUAAACAUGUAACUUCUCAAUUCAACUCUUCCUCCACUGUGGAGAAAUCAGUUGAUGAUCCAACCAAACAAGCGGCAGUUGCCAUGGUGAGCUCACCUAAUCGUGCAGCUGAAGGCAUGUGCAAUGAUGGUAAUGAGAUGAGCAUCAAUGAAGAUAAUCAAGCCCUCCCUCCUGUUGAAGAAGUUAGUGCUACAUUUCAAAAAGGGCUUGUGCAUGAUUUGCCAUCUUCAAACAAAACUGAAAUGCCAGCCGUUUCAGCUGAGAACUCAUCUGAUUCACCUGAAAAGAUUGCAUUAGCUGACAACUCAUCUGAUUCACCUGAAAAGAAUGCAUUGGCUGAGAACUCAUCUGAUUCACCUGAAAAGAAUGUGUUGGUGCCUUUCGUGAGAUCAUCCCCGAUGUGGCAGACUAUUGAGUCAAUGGAAAUAUUCAGGUUACUGCCUCAAGAACCUCAUUUUCAACCUUUAGAGCAGCACUGCCCUGAAUUCCGUGAAGGAAUGGCUGUAGGAUUGAUGAUCACCUUUGCGAAUUUUGCUACUAGCAUUCGCAGCUUACGCAUCACGGAUCCCCUGACGGUGCUCAAUGAAAAAUUGAAGGCUCUUGCAACUUUGGAAGCGAAUGGAUUUAAAGUGCAGCGCAUGCGGCAUCGAAUAGAGCAAUUACUAGAUAUUAGAAGAAAACAGGAACAGUCUGAAAUCAAGAGAACUGAACUAGAAGGACAGCUUUUAGACCGGAAAAAUGAGAAAGGACUGCUUAAUUCAUCAAUUAUGGACUUUGACAAAGACAUAAUGGAAUUGGAGCAGAAGAUUUUACGCUUCAAAGAGAAAAGAGCGUCAGCCAUAGUGCAGAGAGAACUCAUCGACUCUGAGAUUGCUAUUCUGCAAAGGGAUGCAGAGGCUGCUGAGGAAUUCUUAGCGUCAGCUGAGCAUCAAUUUGAUGGUGCGGUCACUGCUCCUUGGUAAAAGCCGAUAUUUGUUGUUUAAUCUAAUGUUAACUGUUUGCUUAUCAGAUGUACUUUGUUGUAUCUGUAAUGUCAGGAGGAUAGUCUAAAAUUGAAGCAGUCCUGGUAAUUGCAUGCCUUUCUUUUCCUCAUGCCUUUUGCGUGAUAUAGUACUCUGUGACUAGCAUAGUGUUGUAUCCUUAAGGAUUCCAAGUACUUAUGGAACGUGGUAAUUUACAAGAGUAGUUUAUAUGAAA
This is a messenger RNA of Dioscorea cayenensis subsp. rotundata (Guinea yam), 3179 nucleotides long. Its product is annotated as DUF724 domain-containing protein 3-like. The coding region runs from base 50 to 2944 and encodes 964 amino acids. The transcript is spliced from 5 exons. The record is from RefSeq and is a predicted model, not a curated record. Lineage: Eukaryota; Viridiplantae; Streptophyta; Magnoliopsida; Dioscoreales; Dioscoreaceae.